AUGAACCUCAGAAUGGGAUCAGCCGGCCUAGAUUCCGCCCUCGACACCCAGGGCCUCGCCGACGAGCAGCGCGGCCUCCUCGAGCUCAUCGACAAGCUCCAGUUCGCACAACUUGACAAUGUCAAGCUGCCACAAAUAUGCGUCGUUGGCGAUCAGUCUGCCGGCAAAUCCUCGGUCCUCGAGGCCAUCACCGGCACCCCGUUCCCUCGAGAUGCAGGCGCCUGUACCAGAUUCGCUACCGAGAUCCGCUUACGACGCGCGCCCGAGACCAGCUUGACUGUCUCUAUCAUCCCAGACAAGAACCGAGACCUGAAGGCACAGGAGGCUCUGCGCAGUUUUGGCGGGAAUGUGGACCACCAAAUGGAUUUUGAGCAGCUCAUGAGAUAUGCCGUCGACCUGAUCGCGCCCAAGAAUAUCCCUGGCCGUUUCGCUGCCCGGGACAUCCUCGUCGUUGAGAAGCGAGGCCCCGAUAUGCCCCUGCUGACGUUGGUCGACUUGCCCGGGCUUGUGCGCAACGCAAACAAAGACCAGAGCCUGGAUGACAUCAAAACCAUCGAGACGCUAUGCGAGCGCUACAUGAAGAGCUCGCGCACAAUCAUCCUCGCUGUGGUUGGCGGUAACACCGAUUACGUCCAGGCACCGAUUCUGACCAAGGCGAGGCAAUAUGACCCCACAGGGUCGCGUACCAUUGGCGUUCUCACCAAGCCCGACCUCACCGAAUCCAUCGGUCUCGAGGACAAGUUUAUUGAUCUGGUGAACAACAAGGACACGGCCAACUACUUCCAGCUCGGGUGGUAUGUCCUGCUCAAUCCUGGUCCCCGCGAAGCUGGCCAGGCCUGGCCUACGGCACACGAGCGGCGCCAGAAGGAGGAGGAGUUCUUCGGCAGGGGCAAAUGGCGCUCUUUGCCUGAGUCCAUGUGUGGUGCCGAUGCUCUCAAGCAGAAGCUGAGCGUGCAACUGCAGCGACACAUUGGCCGUCACGUCAAGACGCUACGACGACAGAUUCAGAAGGCCCUGGACGACACCGAGACGGAGCUGAAGUCUAUGGGCGAGGGAAAAGACACCCCAGAAGAGAUGCGAAUAGAACUCGUGGAGCUCUUCAGCGCUUCCAAGGAACUCGUCAUACCUGCUGUCUACGGUUUCUACAAGAACCCGCCUGGCAAGACUUUCUUCCGCUCCACUGCUGACCCACGAGGCACACCGGCGCAGAACCUGCGCGCCAGGGCCGCCGAGGAGAACGACGCCUUCAGUAGCCGGAUCAGGGAACACGGUCGGAAAUUCGGGUUCUCGCAUGCACCGGCGGGAGGCAAGGACUUGUCCGAGGAGCAAAAGCAAAACUACGUCCGCCAGGAGGUCCAGACGCUUCUCAACCAGAUUCGUGGUUCUGAAUUCCCGGGUGAUGCCAAGCCUCGCGCUGUGUACAUGCUCUUCCAAAGCUACUCUGAGUAUUGGCCCAGGAUGGCACAGGAGCACAAGGAUAACCUCGGCGUCGUAUGCAACGAAUUCCUGGCCGAGCUGAUCGACUAUUCGUGGCCAAAGCGAAUGCGCGAGCCCCUUCGGCGCGAAUUCCUCGACCUGCAGCUAAAGCUGCUCAUGGACAAGGCCCAGAAGGAACUCGAGUUGCUCUCACAGGACAUGCACCUCGAGGUCCAGCCAUACGACCCUGAGUACGAGGAGAAGCUCCGCUCGUGGCAGGCGAGGUCGCUGAGCGAGGAAGGGGCGCCGCAGUGGUCCGAGGCACAGGAGGUGCUCGAGAAGAUGCUGAUUUACUACGAAUUAUCAGCAAAGUCCUUUAUCCGCAACACUAUCGUGCAGGUUAUCGAGCGGCAUCUUUUGCAGGGCAUGUACAACAUCUUUGAGUCCCUGCACGUACUUAAGAUGAGCGAGGAAACUAUCCUCGCCAUCGCGGCCGAGAACAAGCAGACUCGCGAGCGCAGAGUGCUUCUUAAAAGCCGGAAGAGGGCGAUCGAGGAGGCCAAGGAUAUAUGCGCCAGCCUUGCCAUGCGCAAGGAGCUGAGGGCAUAUGCCAACGAGGCUGAUGAUUACGAGGAGACAAGCGAUGAGGAUGGUCCACCAAAGCGUCGACCGAGCGCCAACGGCAGCCGACAACCAAGCACCGCGUCCGCACCCCCGCCCCCGAAGGCCAGGACGCAGAGGCCGCCCGCGCCGCAGCAGCAGGCGAGCCGGCCCGAGGUCCACACCAACGGCAUCCUGCCGGCGUCGAACAACCCUUACGCCAACGGCAUGAACGGCGAGCACUACAACUCCCACACGCCGACACCAAGCAGCAGCAACAACAACAGAAGAACGGUGGAGAUCGAGCCAGAGGAGGACUUCUAUACCGCGCCAACAUCGGCGCCGCCCCCACCGCCUCCCCCGAGGCCCGACAAGGUCAGGCCCGGGUCGGCUAGGGAGCAGGAUGACAUAUACAGUGGAGACAGUAGACGUGACUCCUCUUCAGGUACGCACCAGCGCCAGGGUUCAAGGUCCGCGGGAUAUUCGCUGACAUCGUCGCAGCUCCGCGAGAUGAAUAUGGGUACCCGGCGGUAG
This is a messenger RNA of Diaporthe citri, 2550 nucleotides long. RefSeq lists its product as uncharacterized. The record is from RefSeq and is a predicted model, not a curated record. The transcript has a single exon. NCBI's taxonomy places the organism in Eukaryota, Fungi, Ascomycota, Sordariomycetes, Diaporthales, Diaporthaceae. Bases 1 to 2550 code for a protein of 849 amino acids. Gene Ontology annotation, molecular function: microtubule binding; GTP binding; GTPase activity. Gene Ontology annotation, cellular component: microtubule; membrane; cytoplasm.